Molecule: messenger RNA, 2514 nt
Organism: Trichophyton benhamiae CBS 112371
Lineage: Eukaryota; Fungi; Ascomycota; Eurotiomycetes; Onygenales; Arthrodermataceae
Exons: 5
Coding region: 1-2514 (837 amino acids)
Biological process (GO): protein deubiquitination
Cellular component (GO): nucleus; cytosol
Molecular function (GO): cysteine-type endopeptidase activity; cysteine-type deubiquitinase activity
Source: RefSeq, a predicted model, not a curated record
AUGCCGCCGCCGUACGGACCCCAGAACUUCCAGAACUGGUACCCGUACCAGCAGAUGCCUCCUCACCCUCCUCCAAUGCAGCCUUACCCCCAGUAUAAUACCCCAUUGAUUGUUUGCUCAUAUCCUCGGCCCCAACCCCCGAACCACGCGCCGCCUCCACCACACAUGUCUCCAGCCCUCCGGACACAGUCCAGCACUCCCAUUACAUCUCACCCGUCGGCCUUCUCGCCCACGCCUCCCGUUUCCCUGUCUACACCGGCCAUCACUGAGCCGCAGGAGGAUCAGUCUGCGCAGCAUUCUCUAACCCGCUCUGGCAGUGAAGUGGGCAGCAAUGCCUCAACCAAUGCUUCUACCAACAACAGUGCACGCCCUACACCACCUCCAAUCACCGCCAGAAGACCAGAGGCUCGGUCAGGCGUAAGACAGGUAUUCCAACCUCCAUUACCUUGGCUUUCCGUUCCAGAGGCUCCCUUUCCUUCCAAGCCUCCACGACGUCGCCGUAAGAACCGUGUUACUCAGCCUUCUUCCCUCGCCGUAGAAUUGCCUUCCAAGGACGAGAAUGAAACUGAAGACACCGAACCUCAGGGGAAUAAUGCUGAAGACCAACCAGCUAAGCCAGCUUCUGUGGCCCAAUCCGAAGCAGAUACUCCGUCUCUGCCCUCAGCCACCGUCGCUCAACAAACUCCAGCACACGCCCGCCAGGCUAGCACUACAAGAGCAGGUGUUCCGGUAGUCCCCGUCGUUCCAUUAGUUGCCCAAAGCCCAUCAGCCUCCAAGCAAUCCAAAUCUUCAGCUCAGACUACUCCUGAGAAAACGGGUGCAACCGAGGCAGCAGCUCCAACAGUCAUGGAAAACGGACAUGUUCCAACCGAGGAAGAAUCACAGCCGCCAGCUUCCUCCGAGACUACCAGCAACACAACCCCAUAUCCAGCACCGCAACGGGCUGCCCCAAAAUCUUGGGCUGACCUUGUUCGCUCAAAGGCCGCUGCAAAACAAUCAACUGCUGCUUCUCCUCAAGCCGGUGCCUUGGCGCUCACUCGGGGUGAAUCUUUGGCUGAAGCACUCAACAGCUUUGGUUCGAAUGUUGAUCAGUAUAGCGAAAAAAUUGCUUUCUUAGAACCUCGUGGCCUUGUAAAUACGGGAAAUAUGUGCUAUAUGAAUUCUAUUGGCCGUCGUGCGGCCCAUAGCUUCAAAAGUGACAGCCCUUUAGUGGAUGCUAUGAUUAUGUUUCUACGGGAAUUCAGGGUUAUUGAUGCGGCAUCUUCGGUGGAAAAAUUAAGGCUUCGGUUGAAACAAAACGAAUUGGAGGAGUACGGCGAAUCUUUUAUUCCAGAAUAUGUUUAUCAAGUUAUUCGACAUCUCCCGCGUUUUAGGGACAUGAGACAAGAUGCCCAGGAAUUCCUUGGCUUCCUUCUCGAAGAGCUCCAUGAUGAAUGCCUCCUGGCAACUAAGAAUGCCAUGGCAGACAAGUCCGACGUUUCUACUUCUUCUGAUGUGGAUGCUCAUUCCAUCGCAGAUGAUUCUACUGGUGACGGCUGGCUGGAGGUUGGCCACAAACAGAAAGCAUCAGUCACCAGGUCGUCCGGCGAUAGCUCUGGCGAAUCGCCCAUUACACGUAUUUUCAGCGGUAAAAUCCGAUCAGAGUUCAGGGUGCCUGGAAACAAAAACUCUGUAACUCUUGAACCCUAUCAGUCACUUCAACUUGACAUUGGAUCCCCUCAGGUCAACAACAUUAUCGACGCCCUCAAGGGCCUUACCAAGCCCGAAACCAUGCAUGGAGAUUUCCAAUCAUCCCGUGGACCCAAAGUCAAUGCUACCAAACAAGUCUUCAUUGAGAAUCUACCCCCUGUCCUCAUCCUUCACCUCAAGCGCUUCCAGUAUGAUAACGUCACCAAUGGCACGCAAAAGAUCUGGAAGAAGAUUGGAUACCCACUUGAACUGGAGAUACCCAAGGAGGUCUUCCCCCCACACCGCCGUAAUGCCCUUUCUGCCCAGAACGGCAGCCUCCCCAAAUACCGCCUCAUUGGAGUUAUCUAUCAUCAUGGCAAGAGUGCAAGUGGGGGGCAUUACACGGUUGAAGUCCGCCGGCAGGAUGGACGUGAAUGGGUCCGCUUUGACGACACCUACAUCCGCCGUGUACGAAGUGAAGAAGUAGCCUUUGGCGGUAGUGAAGAGGAUCCAAAACUGCUCUCUGCCGCCCUUGAGCGCCACAAUAAUUCUAGUGACCAAACUUCCAGCAACAACAUCUAUGACCAAUUUGAUGCUGACGAGCAAGACCACCCAGAUAACGGGAGAGGUUGGAGCCAAGUCAAUGGCUCUGGCUCGGGCAGCCACUCUAGGCAAAAAUCCAUGGCCGCCGCUGCUGCCGCCGCCGCUGCUGCUAGCGGUAAUGCCUCGCCUAAAGCCGACUCCGGCAAAGGCACCCCCACAGCUUCCAGCAGCGCCCGUUUCGGCGCUUCUCGAGAUAACAAAGUUGCAUAUCUCCUCUUUUACCAGCGUAUUCACAGCGCUUAA